GGGACUGUUGGAAAUUGAGUGAAGAUGGCAUUCUCAAACGAGAGGCAGCAGCUCGACCCGACAAUAUGAAUGCCGACCCUUGUGUUCGGUAGCUGUCAGCAGCAGUUCUUCGCUCAGAGGCUUACAGAUUGAUGAGGUUCCAAGGUUUCUGAAAACCAUCGAAGCGAAGACUAAGCCCGUGGAGGCCGGUUGCAGCUCAGGAAGGCUAUGGCGGGUGGGAAGAUGUGGAGACCAUUGCUCGCUCUCUGUGCUGUACUGGUCCAUGGAGUGCUCGUGGACUCUGUAAGCGUGAACAUAGUGAACAAGCUCGGUGAGCCUUUGUCAUACGACUGCGAAGCGGGAAGCUAUGCCGAUGCGAGUAUGGCACCUCCGAGUGGGACUCUGACGGAUUCUCAGAAGGUCACGAUAUACAUGGGCGUACAGGGGAGUAGAUAUUGCAAUUUCUGGUUCGAGAGCUGGAACUCAGGGGACUUGUACCAGCUCGAAUUUCACGUCUGUCACUAUCAUGCAGAGGAGCCCGAUGAUGUCUACGAAUGGACGUUUAGGAAGACUGGGAUUUAUCUCUCCGACUCCGAUUUCAAGCAUCAGUGGCGCAUCACUCGAAGCUUUGCGGGUUACACUUGGAGUAGCGAGUGAAAGCAGAGUGCGACCUUCGUCACCUACCCCGUUGUCAUGGGCAGUAUUGAAUACAGUUUUCCGACCUUGACUUCAACCUUGUGAUUGAGGAUAGGUCAAGAAUAGAAUGCGUCCUGUGAGCAUAGUUCUUAAUUUGUAUAUAGUGAGCUCCAUCUUUGCUCAAUAAGAGACUAGCCUUUUUUUCCUAUGUCUUAUCUGAGCUCCCAUCGCGGUGAUUCUUGUCUGUUAUUGCUCUGCACCCUCACAAGUUACAGAGGCCGAAUGGGUAUCUGUUGCUGAGGGAUGCUUUAGACAGAAGAGACUACAACAGAGUUUCGUUGACACUUCAACUCGUCGAUAUUCUAGUCUGUAGAUAUGGUGAUUUCAGGACGCCCUUUCUGAAUACGAGGGACGUCUCAGAUACAUGUUAUGCCUUAAGGAAAUGGCCGAAAUUAUGGACGGACCUCUAUUUUGACAGCUUUCUUCCUUGCCCGACGAGAACAGUAUCAUCUAGUCCCUUUUUUCUGGAGGUCCUGAAUAGGAAUGUCGAGUUCCAGAAAGUCGUAGAGCACUCGAAAUUCGAGUCGUUCAGUUCUGUCUAAUGAAUUUUCUCUGAAACACUCGAGCAGCGCUCACAAUGUCCACCGGGGGAGACGAUGGAAACAUCUCAGCAAAAUGUAGGAACAAGGCAAUGUGAAGCCCAGCUCGUGAAGAAGAGGAUUUUGUGUCCGUUUGCAGGAAUUGCGCAUGCUGGAAUCUAGCUUUCGUUGUAGCACCUGAGAUAUGAAAUGAUAGAUUUCAAGUUUCAUCCUGUAAAUGGGAAGCAGGGUAUCCAAGUGAAAACGUGGGGGAAUCGAGGAGAUGAAAAAUCUCAGACAGAUGACUUUCACCUCGUCAAAUAUUCUCCAACUUGUAUGAUAACACGCCUGGCUGAUGUUGGAGAAAGGAGGAGAACAUGGACUUCAGAACCCAUCUCAAGAAACUGAAGUGAGGUAUUUGUGCCCAAGGCAGACGGGGUUUUUUGUAAUUUCAAUGAACAGAAUAUAUCUUAGACCGUUUCAGAUUGAUUCUAUGAGCGAUGGUGUCAACCCAUUCGAACCCGUCCUGAAAGGUGAUGCGACUGAAGUUUCCACCUUUGCAUUCGCAUCUGAAGUCGAAGAGGAAUCCCAGAAUCAGUCUUAAGAAACGUGCUUUGACUAUUCUUGAUAUCUUCACUGAGCGUAAGAUUUUACUCCGUUGAAUCUCCAAGGUGAAACGCUAGUGUUUCUUUUUGUUGUGCUUAUUGAGGCUGUAUGAAGUGUCCCGACUUGUGUUGAAAAACUGCAUAGAUUGACCAUUUCCACACUAUCCACAGAAGCAACAUGUAGAACCACCUUCAGGUAUUAGUUUUCCACGAAAUACAUUGAUUCACAGAAGAGUCGCUAGAAUGAGAACAUGACCCCUAGUCCCGAAACUUCUUUUAUCAUAGGACCAUAUCCCCUAAAAAAGGCAUGUUUGUACUUUCUCUUCAUAUUGGAAAUGAAUGGAAGAAGAGAGAAAUAAUCUGCUC
Molecule: messenger RNA, 2164 nt
Organism: Marchantia polymorpha subsp. ruderalis
Lineage: Eukaryota; Viridiplantae; Streptophyta; Marchantiopsida; Marchantiales; Marchantiaceae
Source: the annotation of a GenBank genome assembly